Calidris pugnax (ruff) is the source of this 2536-nucleotide messenger RNA. Its product is annotated as programmed cell death 1 ligand 1-like. The coding region runs from base 554 to 1495 and encodes 313 amino acids. The record is from RefSeq and is a predicted model, not a curated record. The transcript is spliced from 10 exons. Gene Ontology annotation, cellular component: external side of plasma membrane. Gene Ontology annotation, biological process: cell surface receptor signaling pathway; T cell costimulation; negative regulation of T cell proliferation. Lineage: Eukaryota; Metazoa; Chordata; Aves; Charadriiformes; Scolopacidae.
CCUGGCGCGGCCUGAGGGAGAGCGGCGGACGGGCCGGCGCUGGGAACGGCCGCGGGGGCCGCUGAGCUCCUGUGGUAACCGCCUUACGCUCGGCCUCUGUUUUUUAUUGUCUUGCUAAACUAAUUUCAAGUGAACACCCUAAACCCUCCAUCGGCCUGGGAAAAAUGGGGUUGCAAUCGCGCUGGGCCGGUGCCGGGUGUGUUUUUGACUGGGGAGUGUCGCGGUUGUGGUUGGGACACCGUCACGGGUGCCACCUGGCUCCAGAGCCAAGGGCGUGAAAGCAGCAGGUCACACCGGCUCCUCCAGCCCAGAAACAUGUCCUGAGAAGCUUCUAGGAACACGUCUCCACGUUGAACACGCACACAGGCCCUGGCAGGGUCAUGGCUCCAGCACCGUGCAACCAGAUACUGUGGGUGGACUGUCAAGUGGAAAGAAGAAAAUAUCUCCUGAAAACUUUUAAGUGGUCAUUUAAGUGGUCAGAGUAUAUUAACUCUUCCGAGAACCUCAGCCCUUUCUUGAGAUAUGCAAAGACAACGUAAGUUCUAUCUACAUCAUGGAGAAGGCUUUGCUUUUGUAUAUGUUUUUAUUCUACUGGGAUUUCCUAAAUGCUUUGUUCACAGUUGAAGCUCCCCAGACAUUGUACACUGUGGAACAUGGGAACAACGUGACCAUGGAAUGCACGUUUCCAGUGAAUGGGAAAUUAAAGUUUAGAGAUUUAAGUGUCAGCUGGGAAAAGAAUGAUGAGUUAAAGAAGCAGGUGUAUGUACUUCUCAAAGGAGAGGAAGACUUCCAAAGCCAGCACAGUGACUUUAGGGGGAGAAUUAAAUUGUUGAAAGAGAAUCUGAACUUGGGACAGUCUCUCCUUCAGAUCACUGAUGUGAAGCUCAGAGACGCAGGGUUUUACCGCUGUGUCAUUGGCUAUGGGGGAGCCGACUACAAGACAAUUAAUCUCAAAGUUAAGGCUCCUUAUAGAACUAUAACCCAAAGAGUGGUGAGCACAGGAGACAACAAAUGGAAGUUGACAUGUCAGUCAGAAGGAUACCCACAGGCUGAAGUGAUAUGGCAAAACAGAGAAUAUGAAGAUUUGACCGAUAAGGCAAACACAAGUUACAAAACUGGAAGUGACCAGCUGUAUCGUGUGACAAGUACCCUUACAAUCAAAAGUAGGACGGAUGAGAUUUUUUACUGUAUAUUCUGGAAUAAAGAGCUGCAAGAGAAUACAUCUGCCAUUUUACGCAUAGCAGAUUCAUCUGAUAGUGUUCCGUGGACUGAGAGCAGACGCUUUGUUGGAGCAAUUCUCAUUGUGACUGUUUUGGUUGGAUCAGUGCUUCUAUUUAUGCUCUACAUAAAAAAAGCUAGAGCAAAAAAGAACAACAGAAUACUUGUGGCCAGUUCAUCAAUAGCAAAGCUGUCAAAAGAUAAGGAUACACAUGACCACAGAGAUGCUUCUUUUGAAGAGGAAGAGCUGAAAUAUAUACAAAUCGAGAAGACCUAGAGAAAGCAGGGGAAGAUUUUUUCCUCUGUGCUGAAGGUUUGACAGCUCAGAUGUUCUGUAUUGUGUCUAUUAAAGGGGACAUUAAUUUUUUGUUUUUAUUCUAUAAUGCCAGUCUUCUUCCAUAUCCUUGUAAUUCAAAAAAACCUGGGAUGAAGUUAAUAGAAUUAUUAUAGCAUAAAAAGUCCUUGAAUUCAGUCUUCUGUAUAUGUGACCAAGUACAGAGGUGUUUGCUUAAAUAUCCAGGAUUGUGCUUUCUUAAGUUCAUGCACUUUCAAAGACUCAUUUCAUUAAAAAUAUCUUUAAGGUAAAGCACUUUAGGUCUAUGACCAUCCUGAAUUUCAUAGCUAGUUCUUGAGUAGGCAGUCUUCUAGAAUUUGAACUUUUUUUUUGUUUUGUUUUGUUUUUCCCAACCUCUUGAGCUCUUGGUUCCCUGCAGAGAUUUUGUAUUCCAGCUUUUGAGGAUUUUUUUGAAUACUUUGAUCCUCAGAAAAGAUAAGGGUGCAACAAGACAAGAUGCUAUAUAGAUAGGGCAUUUUCUGUCCCUACUGUAGAUCUUAAAGUACCAGAUAUUCACUGCUAACCUUGAAAAAGAUGCUGUAACCCUCUUGGUAACUAUAGUUUGGAAAUUAUAAGAUAAUACUGAGCUUCAUGAUUUCUUUCUCUGAAAAGUAUUUUGGGGAUUUAAUUUCCUUGCAAUAUAGCUGGGACUACUUGGUUGCUGCUCAUUACUCUUCAGAUUUACCAUUUGGGGAUAAUGCAACUCUUUGGACAUUCAGGAAGAACAGCUCUUCAUUUGAACUGCCUUUUUGUUCAUCAUGGAAAUAGAAGAAGGAGAACCUUCUCACUUCUAGGACAUGAAAUGCAUGCUCAUGUGAUUCCUCAAGAAAUGCUGAGGGAACAUGCUCCUGGAUUCCAUUUCUUAAACUAUUGCUUUGUUACAUUUUGCUAGUUGCAUAGCGUUGGUUUUUUUUUGGUGUCAUACACAGAUGAAGAAUAUUUAUUACAAUGCUAUUCACUAUUAUAUUUUUUUAAUAAAAGAUA